Messenger RNA from Schistocerca gregaria, 7631 nucleotides. RefSeq names its product DNA polymerase epsilon catalytic subunit 1 (gene DNApol-epsilon255). The record is from RefSeq and is a predicted model, not a curated record. Gene Ontology annotation, cellular component: nucleus; epsilon DNA polymerase complex. Gene Ontology annotation, biological process: mitotic cell cycle; DNA replication; base-excision repair, gap-filling. Lineage: Eukaryota; Metazoa; Arthropoda; Insecta; Orthoptera; Acrididae. Gene Ontology annotation, molecular function: zinc ion binding; nucleotide binding; single-stranded DNA 3'-5' DNA exonuclease activity. The coding region runs from base 124 to 6942 and encodes 2272 amino acids. The transcript has 36 exons.
UUUUCACUGAUUGCGCGGGAAAGUAUUUGUUUUUGUGUACACGGCAGACUACAGAGUGUGGUGCAUUUACUUUGCGAUAUUGAAGAUACCUACGAAAGGAAGAUUCAGUAAUUAGGUGCAAGUAUGGUGUUAGAAAAUACUGGAAAGUACAGACCUGAAAGAAAGGAGGCAACAACAAAAGGGACUGGUUUUCCUAAAGAUGAUACUUCAGAGCUUAGAAUUCGUGAAGCAGUUGAAAAUGAUAAAAUUGACAGUAAAUAUGGCUUUGAACGUGUAUCUGAUCAUCUGGAACGUGUUGGUUUCCUUAUUAACAUGCACACAACUGAAAUUCUGGAUGAAGAUAAAAGGCUUGUAAGCGCAGUUGAUUACUAUUUUAUUCAAGAAGAUGGAAGUAGGUUCAAGGCAUCACUGGCUUAUUUACCUUAUUUUUAUAUCCUACCAAAACGGGAGUGUAUCAAUGAAAUAUCGGGCUACUUGAGCAAAAAGUAUAGUGGCACAAUAGCAAAAAUUGAAGUUAUACCAAAAGAUGACUUAGAUAUGCCAAACCAUUUAAUUGGUCUUCAACAAAAAUACCUGAAACUUUCAUUUGUAAGCAUUACUGACUUAAUGAAAGUUCGUAAAGAUCUUCUGGCUGCUGUUCGUAAAAAUCGUGAACGGCACAAAGGACGUACAGUUUACUCAGAAAUGUUGAGCAAUGCCCUGGCAAACAAGGAAGGUAUAGAUGUCGCAACCAAGCGUACUGCUACUGACCAUCUGGAGAGUAUUAUGGACAUAAGGGAAUAUGAUGUACCAUACCACAUAAGAGUGUCACUUGAUAACAAAAUCUUCUGUGGCUCAUGGUACUCAGUGCAGAGUAGAGGCACUGAACCACCAAUAAUCAAGAAACGAGAUGAUAUCAUUGAGCGGCCUGAUGCCAUUGUCUUGGCGUUUGACAUUGAAACAACUAAACUUCCACUUAAGUUUCCCGAUGCCAGCAGUGAUCAAAUUAUGAUGAUAUCAUAUAUGAUUGAUGGACAGGGAUAUCUCAUUACUAACCGUGAAAUAAUCUCUGCAGACAUAGAAGACUUUGAAUAUACACCUAAACCAGAAUUUGAGGGACUCUUUACAAUUUUUAAUGAACCUGAUGAAGCUGGGUUGUUGCAGAGAUUUUUUGACCACAUCCUUGAUAUCAAGCCACACAUUUUUGUUACCUACAACGGUGACUUUUUUGACUGGCCAUUUGUUGAAGCAAGAGCUGCAGUUCAUGAACUAGAUAUGAAACAGCAAAUUGGAUUUUCGUGUAAUAGAGAUGGUGUAUAUGCUUGCCGACCUGCGAUGCAUAUGGACUGUCUGUGUUGGGUGAAACGUGAUUCAUACCUUCCUGUGGGCUCCCAGAAUUUGAAAGCAGUGGCAAAGGCAAAACUGCGUUAUGAUCCUGUAGAGUUGGAUCCGGAGGAUAUGUGCAGACUUGCUUCAGAACAACCGCAAGUCUUGUCCAACUAUUCAGUAUCAGAUGCAGUUGCCACAUAUUACCUGUACAUGAAGUAUGUUCAUCCCUUCAUAUUUGCUCUGUGCACCAUUAUUCCAAUGGAACCUGAUGAGGUCUUGCGCAAAGGAUCAGGCACAUUGUGUGAAUCACUAUUAAUGGUGGAAGCUUUCCAUGCAAAUAUCAUUUUCCCAAACAAGCAAGAAUCAGAGCUUAAUAAAAUGACAGAGGAUGGCCAUGUUCUUGACCAAGAGACAUAUGUUGGAGGUCAUGUGGAAGCUCUUGAGUCUGGAGUGUUCCGUGCAGACUUGCCUUGUCGCUUCCGCCUGAGACCAGAGGCUUUUGAUACACUUAUUGCUGGUGUAGAAAGGGCAAUGACACAUGCCAUAGAGGAAGAAGAGAAAAUUCCUAUUGAUUUAGUUACUAAUUUUAAUGAAGUUGUGGCUGAUAUAAAGGCUAAAUUACAAAAUCUGAAGGAAAAUCCUUUACGCAAUGAGAAACCAAUCAUAUACCACUUGGAUGUAGGUGCUAUGUAUCCAAACAUAAUUUUAACUAAUAGGCUGCAGCCAUCUGCAAUGGUAGAUGAAGUCACUUGUGCCGCAUGUGAUUUUAAUCGUCCAGGAGCCUUAUGCCAACGUAAAAUGGCAUGGAUGUGGCGUGGAGAAUAUAUGCCAGCAUCACGUAGCGAAUUUCAGCGCAUCAGGCAGCAGUUGGAGACAGAAAAAUUCCCUCCCCUGCUGCCAGGUGGUCCCCACCGUGCGUUUCAUCAGUUAUCUCGUGAAGACCAAGCAGCACAUGAAAAAAAACGACUCACUGAAUAUUGCCGAAAAGCGUAUAAGAAAAUUCACGUUACAAGGACUGAAGAAAGACUCACCACAAUUUGUCAAAAGGAGAAUAGUUUCUAUGUUGACACAGUGAGAGCGUUCCGAGAUCGUCGCUAUGAAUACAAGGGUUUGUCAAAGGUCGCAAAAAAACAAGUUUCUGAAGCUGUAGCCAAAGGAGAUGCUGCUGAAAUUAAGUCUGCGAAAAAGAGAGAGGUGCUGUAUGAUUCCCUGCAGCUGGCUCAUAAGUGUAUUCUCAAUUCUUUCUAUGGUUAUGUAAUGAGAAGAGGAGCCCGCUGGCACAGCAUGGAAAUGGCUGGUAUAGUGUGCUACACGGGAGCAGCAAUUAUAACAAAGGCUCGUGAAAUCAUAGAACAAGUUGGUCGACCGCUUGAACUUGAUACAGAUGGUAUCUGGUGUAUACUGCCAGAGUCCUUUCCAGAAAAUUAUGUUAUUGAGAGUACACACCCAAAGAAGUCUAAAGUGACUAUUUCAUAUACAAAUGCCGUUCUGAAUGCAAUGGUUAAGGAUCAUUUCACAAAUGAUGUUUACCAUGAGCUUGUUAGUCGCGAAACACUGGAAUACAAAAUUCGGAGUGAAAAUUCCAUAUUCUUUGAAGUUGAUGGGCCAUAUUUGGCAAUGGUCUUGCCUGCCUCAAAGGAGGAAGGGAAGAAACUUAAGAAGAGAUAUGCUGUCUUUAACUUGGAUGGUUCACUGGCUGAGCUCAAAGGGUUCGAAGUCAAACGACGAGGAGAGCUGCAGCUAGUAAAAAUUUUUCAGUCAUCCGUCUUCGAAGCAUUUCUUAAAGGUGACACUCUCGAGAAGUGCUAUGAAUCAGUUGCCAGAGUAGCUGAUUAUUGGCUUGAUGUCCUGUACAGCAAAGCUUGCAACAUGCCUGACUCUGAGCUAUUUGAGCUCAUCUCAGAAAAUAGAUCUAUGUCUCGAAAGCUAGAGGACUAUGGAGCACAAAAAUCAACAUCCAUCUCAACAGCUAAACGUCUGGCUGAAUUUCUUGGUGACCAAAUGGUGAAGGAUGCGGGAUUGGCUUGCAGGUUUAUAAUUUCAAGAAAGCCAGAAGGCGCUCCUGUUACUGAAAGGGCUAUACCUUUGGCUAUCUUCCAGUCAGAGCCAAGUGUGAAAAGGCACUAUCUGCGAAAGUGGCUUAAGGAUUCAUCAAUACAUGAUGUUGAUAUUAGAGAUGUACUGGAUUGGGACUAUUACAUUGAAAGGCUUGGAGGGACGAUACAGAAGAUCAUUACCAUACCAGCUGCCAUGCAGGGGGUAUCAAAUCCUGUUCCACGUGUUCGGCACCCCGAUUGGCUGCAUAAAAGAAUGAUGGAAAAAAAUGAUGUUCUGAAACAACGGAGAAUAAAUGAAAUAUUUGUAAAAAAGCCAAAGGAUGUUCAAGAACAACACUCAAACACAGAGGUAGAUAUUGAAGAUUCUGCAGGAAAGACUGUUACUGCAGAGAGACCAAAAACACCAGUUGCUCAUGUAAACAAAAGAAGGAGAAACAGCUCAGUCACAGAUCCAGACAUUUUAAAGCGCAGCUGGCGUGAGGAGCUUGGAGCACCACCACCAUAUGGUACAAGCAAGGAGCAAAGAACAGCGUGGAUAGAGUUCCAGAAAAAGAAAUGGGCGUGGCAGACAAAGCAACGAACAGCUCGUCGUGAAGCAGCAAAACGUUGUCGAAUGGAUGACACUGAUGUUGGAUCAAAUUCUCUUGUCUCUGUGGCUCGCAAUACUUCUGCUCCUGCUCCAGGAACUCUAGGCGGCUUUCUUAAAAGGGCCCAGCGAACUCUUCUUGAUUCUUAUUGGCAGAUAAUACAGAUUUCUGAAAUGAACCAGCCUGGAGCAUUCAAGGCUUGGGCCCUGGUGGGGAGUGAGCUGCAUCAAAUACGCCUCAUAGUGCCACGCAUUUUCUAUGUAAAUCAGCGAACACCUCGGGAAGAACCAGAAUCAGCGCUGUGGCGCAAAUGCAAUCGUAUUUUGCCUCGAUCAAGACCAGUUUUCAACCUCUAUGAGUACACAGUCCCUGAUGAACUAUUCCAGCAACAUAAUCAGGAACUGCUUGCUGAUUUGUCAACCCCUGACAUUGAGGGCAUUUAUGAAACACAAGUUCCACUUGAGUUUCGGGCACUUGUACGCUUAGGAUGUGUGUGCUCUGUAGAACGCAAUGAAGCGCGCCGUCUUGCUGUGCAGGGAGAUGCUUCAGAUACUUUUUCUUUGACACAGCUGCAGUUUCGAACUCUUGCACAUCAACCUUAUCUGGAAGGCUCAAGUGGGUCGAUGAGAAGGAUAUUUCUGUACCAAACUCGAGCACCACAGGGUCCACGAGCAAUGUUUGGACUUUUCCUAACACCAGUUAAUCGGGCUUUAAUUUUCGUUUUGGACACUGUAAGAACUAACAACAUGCCUGCCAUGGGUCGACUUUAUGAGACUGCACGCACAGAGAAGAUUACCCGAGGGAAGUCAGAGGAUUCACUUCCUCCUAAGAAUGUAUCAUUUGAAGUCCGAAUAGAAACAGAUCAACGCCAGGUUUUUCGUCUUAUACAGCGUGCUCUCCAAGACUACAAAGAUGAAAAGAAAGGACCCACAUUUAUUGCUGUUCAAUCAUUAAUAGAUCUGCCUACAUUGACUUCAAAUAUGCCAGGAUUACAAGAAUUCCCAUUGAUUCCCAUUCAUGUCAAAGAUGUAGAGAUUCAGUGGGAUUUGAACUGGCAGCGUACAGUUGCAAGAAAUGUGGUACGCCACUAUCUCAACUCAAAUGUUGUACUAAAUUUGAUGAUAGAACAAGCAAGAUAUUUUCAUGCACCACUUGGGAACAUUCCAGCAGAUCCACCUCUGUUUGGUGCAGAUCUGUUCUAUGCAAGACAUCUCAUUAAGAAUAAUUUUGUCCUGUGGUGCUCUCCAACUGAAAGACCAGAUCUUGGAGGGCGAGAAGUUGAUGAUAACAGGCUGCUGACUGAGUUUGAAGAAAGCUCAAGUAUUGUUCAUAAUAACCCAGGCUGCUAUUCAACAUUCUGCAUUGAUCUUGACAUCGAUGGAUUGGCAGUAAACACACUUCUGCAGUCAAGUCAUGUUCAUGACAUUGAAGGCACUAGCUCUAGUGUGGCAUUUGACACAAUGCCACAAGCAUCACUCGAAGAGAUGAUGUCUGGUGGGGGACCAGCGACCCUGGGCAACUAUGAUGAUAUUGCUCGCUGCAGUGGGGCUUUCAAGGUACUCAGGUCAAUGGUGGGGGCAUGGCUUCGGGAUGUCUCUGUGUACAAAAAUGUGUUUGCAGAUUUUCAGAUAGUUCAAUUCUACAGAUGGUUGCGGUCAGCGAACACAUUACUUUAUGACCCGGCUUUACGAAGAACUUUGCACAGCCUGAUGAAAAAACUCUUCAUUCAGCUUGUAGCAGAGUUCAAGAGACUGGGGUCAGUGAUAGUGUACGCAAAUUUCAACAAGAUUAUUAUAUGCACCAAGAAGAGAAACAUUGAAGAUGCUAUUGGCUAUGUUGAAUUUGUUGUCCAGAGCAUCAGAAAUAAAGAACUCUUCCACAGCAUUGAAAUUUCAUAUCAGCAGUGUUGGGAGUAUCUCAUGUGGCUGGAUCCAGCAAAUCAUGCUGGUGUGCAGGGUAAAUUACCAGAAGGGCUGGCUGGUGCUGGUGAUGGAGCAAAUUUAGCAGAAAAGGGUGAUGUUAAUGAUGUAACCAGCCAGAAUGAUGAUGCUGAGGAUGAUGAACCAACUAUUGUUAUGAACUGGAAUUUGCUGGAGUUCCUGCCAAACAUUGGAGGUUGCCGAGAGAACGUUAGCGCAGUGAUAGCUGGCUACAUCAGUGCUGUUUAUCAACAUAUGCAGGAAUCGGAUGGCCCACAAACACCAAUCAGGCGGCGACGGGUCACAAGUAGCCAAACACCAUCACAGCUUGCGCCAUUGGGGUUGGCUGCUCAUGCUACAGCAGCAGAUUUUGCUCGCAACCUCAUCAAAGAAGAAAUGGCUCUCAGGCUGUACCAGAUGACAGAGUCUAUACAGGAGAAAGCUCGCAAACAUAGACCCACUGCUGAUGAUGAAGUAUCACCAUUAUUAAUAAACUCAACAGUCAAUAAGAAUCCGGCAUUAGAAUUUGUUAAGGCAGUGUGCAAGGUACUGUCACUAGACCCUAGUGUCCAGGAAGAGGUCAACAAUAUUCGCCGCAAUAUGUUACGCCUUCUUGGUAUUGGAGAAUUCAGUUCAGUUGCCACAUGGCGUGAUCCUUGUAUUUCAUUCAUUUUACCAGAAGUGAUAUGCAGAGCCUGCAAUCACUGUCGAGACAUUGACCUUUGCCGCGAUCCCUACCGUGGAGUUGACAACGAGACCCCUGUAUGGAAAUGCCCACUGUGUCAAACAAGUUAUGACAAUAAAGAGCUUGAAUACAUGUUACUGGAUAUUGUUCACAGAAAGACCAUGGCUUAUACUCUUCAAGAUUUGCAAUGUUCAAAAUGUCAUGAGAUUAAGAUGGAGAAUAUGACCCGAUUUUGCAACUGCUCAGGAGACUUCCAAACAUUAAUUCCAGUGUCGAACAUUGCAGAACAUCUUCGUACAUUUCAGGCAGUUGCUAAGCACUUCAAAAUGCCACUGUUAUUAGAAGUAGUUCAAUGGACUAUUAAUGCUAAUCCUGGGCUUGUGUAGGAAAAAAAAAAAAAAAAAAGAUGACUAUCCAAAUGAUGGAAAAUGUCAUGGCAUGAGUAGUUGCACAUGUCUUUGCUGAACAGUCUGCAUUCUAACUUACCUGUGAUGUGAUAGUACAAUGUACAAUCACUACUCACAAAACAAUUGAUUUAUUUUUUAUCCUCUGUGUUGCAUGGAAUUCUGGUCACAACAGAAAAUUUAUUUGCUUAUUUUUAUCUUUGUGACAGUUAAAUACAUUUUUAAUAUUGCAUUACUGUCAUUCAAUGAGACUUCUACAAAAUAAUUGCAAAAUAUGUUUGCUGGCAUUUUUCAACUACAAGAACAAAGGCAAGACAUCAGAAAGACAUAAGACACUCUAGCGAAAGCUCUAGUUCUAUAUUUUGGAUGUCAGUGAGUUAGUAGGAAGAUAAGAAUUUGUGACAAAGUGCAUAAAGAUAUGAAACAACAGUGUUGCAGGUGAGCUCUGUCUCUUUCCCGACAUCCAAACCACCCACACAUUCCUCUAAAACCAACAGUCUCAUUGAGUUCUAUCUGUGUACAUAUUACCCCCAUUAUUCCCCUUCGAACUAUACACAGUUGAGAUGAGGGAUUUAACUUAGCUGCAUAUCUUGAAAAUUGUACAUAUUGUAAGUACUGUGAUACUAUUUUUAUAUAUUUAUUUUGCUGGUAAUUAAAGCACUUUCUUUUUA